AUGGAAAAAUUUGACUGGAAAGCCACUAUCAAAAUCAACAUUCUGAAACUGAAGGUGGUGGGUCUCUGGCCAAAAGGUGACAAAACGUACGAGUUCAACGUGUACACACUAUGGGCAGCCGUAUCCUUCACUUGCAUCAUAUUUGCACACAACUUCUUCCAAGUAGUUAAUAUAAUUUUUCACAUGGAUGACCUACAGGCUGUCACAGCGACAAUCUACUUAAAUUUGUCUGAACUACUUGGAAUGCUGAAGGGUUACCACGUCUUUCAAAAUAUGGGGUUGUUGAAGAAACUUAUGGUCACUCUUAACAGCGAUUUGUUUCAACCGAAGAAUGUCAGACAGCGGCAACUCAUAGAACCCAAUUUAAAAAUUUGGAGGUAUAAUUAUAUCCUGUAUUGGGGGAUGAGCGGUGGAGCGAUUUUUUUCUGGAUAACGUUCCCGAUUCUGGAUAAUUCGGUUAAAGACUACAGGCUGCCAUUUAUGGCUUGGUAUCCUUUCGACACUCGGACGUCUCCGAACUAUGAAAUCGCCUACAUGCAUCAAGUAAUCGGCAUUCUUUUUGUAGCCACGUCGACUUUAGGUGUUGACACUUUAAUUGCUGCUUUGAACAUGUACACAGGGGCCCAAUUGGAUAUUUUGUGCGAUGACUUGAGGCAUCUUGGUUUAGCAGAUUUUAACAAAAAUUUUAUGAAGUGUGUGAGACAUCACAAAGAAAUUUUGAGAUUCUGCGACGACUCGAAUAAAUUUUUCAACUGGAUUGUAUUUUUUCAGUUCUUUAUUAGUGCGACUUCUAUUGGAAUCACAAUGUUCCAGAUGACUGUGGUGGUUCCUUUAAGUAGUGAAUUUUUGUCCAUAAUGUCGUUCGAAUUGGCAAUCAUCGUCGAAAUUUUUAUGUACUGUUGGUUCGGUAAUGAAGUCCAAGAGAAAGUAAAUCUGUAA
Messenger RNA from Zophobas morio, 939 nucleotides. RefSeq names its product odorant receptor 94b-like. The record is from RefSeq and is a predicted model, not a curated record. Lineage: Eukaryota; Metazoa; Arthropoda; Insecta; Coleoptera; Tenebrionidae. Gene Ontology annotation, biological process: detection of chemical stimulus involved in sensory perception of smell; sensory perception of smell. The transcript is spliced from 3 exons. The coding region runs from base 1 to 939 and encodes 312 amino acids. Gene Ontology annotation, molecular function: odorant binding; olfactory receptor activity. Gene Ontology annotation, cellular component: plasma membrane.